Molecule: messenger RNA, 995 nt
Organism: Arabidopsis arenosa
Lineage: Eukaryota; Viridiplantae; Streptophyta; Magnoliopsida; Brassicales; Brassicaceae
Source: the annotation of a GenBank genome assembly
AAGAACUCGCAUGCAUUCUAAUUUCCCUACCCUGUGCUCCACUCUUAAUCAAUGGCGUCUUCUUCUCUAUCAACCCUUUCCAGUUGCACUUCGUCUUCUCUGUAUCCUAACUCUAAGCUCUCACGUUAUCUUUCGGCAAACUUAACCUCCAAAACAAAUGUUUCCGUUCAGUUUCUUGGAAAGAAACAGUUCCCGCUUCUCUCCUCAACCAUGAGAUUUCUCACUGUUGUCGCCGCCACGGCUCAAUCGACACCUAGAGGCAAAACCAAAAAAGUGGUUGGAAUUGUAAAAAUGAAUGUAUGGGCGGGAAAAGCAACUCCGGCGCCGCCGGUAGGUCCGGCGUUUGCUUCGAGGGGAGACGAUCAAGAAAAACAUAUGGCUAAGCGUUUCUGUAAGGAGUACAAUGCCCGAACCGCAAAUAAACUCGGUGAUAUAAUUCCUGUCGUAAUCACAGUCUACGAUGAUCAGAGCUUCACUUUUAUCCUCAAGACCCCUCCUGCUUCGUUUUUGUUGCUUAAGGCUGCAGGUGUUAAGAAAGGAUCUAAAGAUCCAAAGCAAAAUAAAGUUGGGAUGAUAACAAUAGAACAACUCCGCAAAAUUGCAGAAGAAAAGCUGCCUGAGAUGAAUUGCACAACAAUUGUAUCCGCUAUGAGAACCAUUGCAGGAACUGCGGGUAACAUGGGGAUAGACAUUGACCCUCCUCUUCUUGAACCUAAAAAGAAAGUAGCUUUGUUUGUGUUUGCUCCGAUGACGAAGAAACGAUCCAAGCUCAGGAAUCGCAACUCAACUUCUGAAUCAGAAAAUGUUGUUUCACCUCAGACUCUGCGUCGUGAUUCUUCUCCGAUUGCUAUCAAUCGUGUUUCUUCUGGAUCUAACGGUUGUAUCUCUGUCGCGACCACCGGAUAAUUGCUCCGAUUUGCUUUCGCGAUGCAAUUUCGCUGCUUUGGUAAGUCUGAAGUUUCCCAUCUCAUUUUAGAUAAACAAAUGGAUAUUUC